Molecule: messenger RNA, 2284 nt
Organism: Dicentrarchus labrax (European seabass)
Lineage: Eukaryota; Metazoa; Chordata; Actinopteri; Moronidae
Gene: tat
Product: tyrosine aminotransferase
Exons: 12
Coding region: 176-1603 (475 amino acids)
Biological process (GO): aromatic amino acid catabolic process; biosynthetic process
Molecular function (GO): L-tyrosine:2-oxoglutarate transaminase activity; pyridoxal phosphate binding
Source: RefSeq, a predicted model, not a curated record
ACAACCCUCAGCCUCCACCAAUGGAAAUAUGGGCAGGGCUCAACACCCAUUUUCGGGGAUCUUGCUAUAAAACCGGCUUAAAUCAUCCCAUACUGUCCACUUUGUGAAAGAGUUAUUGACCUGCCCUGCAGCCUUUUUGGAGAGAAUUUCUGUUGAAUAUUUAAUAAGUUCCAGGAUGGAUAGUAAGUCAUACUUGGUUCAGAUGAAUGGGAAUGGAGUCCACGGAAAAAUCCCAGUCAAUGCCAAAAGCUUAAAUGGCACCGGAGUCAAUGGGAAGGGAGUGCACGGGCAUGCCAUCCACCAUGUCAGUGUGAAUGGCACUCUGUAUCCGGCCAAAGUGAAGAGCCGCAGGCAGAGAUGGGAAGUGAAGCCCUCAGAGAUGGCCAACAACACGCUCAACCCCAUCAGGGCCAUUGUGGAUGGGAUGAAGCUCACCCCAAACCCAGAUAAACCCAUGAUCGCACUCUCCAUAGGGGAUCCCACUGUGUUUGGAAACCUACCCACAGAUGGGUCAGUGCUUCAGGCCAUGAAAGACGCCAUAGACUCCCAAAAAUACAACGGCUACGCUCCCUCCGUUGGUUAUCUGAAGAGCCGGCAGGCAGUGGCCAACUUUUGCAGCUGCCCUGAGGCUCCACUUGAGGCAGAGGAUGUGAUUCUGACCAGUGGCUGCAGUCAGGCCAUUGACCUGGCUAUCAGUGUCCUGUGUAACCCUGGGGACAACAUCCUGGUCCCAUGCCCAGGUUUCUCCUUAUAUAAGACUCUGGCUGUCUCAAUGGGCAUCAAGGUCAAACUCUACAACCUGCUGCCAGAGAAGUCAUGGGAGGUUGACCUGCAACACAUGGAGAGCCUGAUUGAUGAGAGGACAUCCUGUAUAAUUGUUACCAAUCCAUCCAACCCAUGUGGCUCUGUCUUCACCAAGGAGCACCUACAGAAGAUCCUCAAAGUGGCUUCCAGACACUGCGUUCCCAUUCUGGCUGAUGAAAUCUACAGUGAUAUGGUUUUCCCAGGUUGCAGUUGUCCUUCCAUGGCGUCUCUCAGCAGUGACGUUCCCAUCCUUUCCUGCGGAGGCUUGGCUAAACGCUGGCUCGUCCCCGGUUGGAGGAUGGGAUGGAUCCUCAUCCACGACAGGAAUAAUGUAUUUGGAUCCGAGAUCCGACAGGGUCUGGUGAAACUGAGCCAGCGUAUUCUGGGAGCCUGCAGCAUCGUCCAGGGUGCCCUGGAGAGCAUCCUCAACAACACACCUCAAAGCUUCUACAACAAGACCAUCAGCUUUCUCAAGUCCAACUCAGAGAUAUGUUUCAAUGAGCUGUCCACCAUCCCCGGCCUGAACCCCAUCAUGCCUUCAGGAGCUAUGUACCUCAUGGUGGGGAUCGACCUGGAGCACUUUCCAGAUUUUAAGAACGAUGUGGACUUCACUGAACGACUUGUGACCGAGCAGUCUGUCUUCUGUCUGCCUGCUUCAGCAUUUGAGUAUCCUAACUUCUUUCGCAUUGUGGUGACGGUGCCGGAGGAGAUGAUGCUGGAGGCUUGCAGUCGGAUCAGGGAGUUCUGCCAGCGCCACUAUCGGCCCUGCAGCCGCGACAGCAAUGAUCUGGACCAGUGAUGCGGCAGAGCUGGACCAGUCUGACUGCAUGGACCUUGUGGCCUAGAGAAUGGGAGAGCUGUCCUCUGGUCGCAUAUAGGUUUUAUUCCACCAUGUUAUUCAGUUAGAGAUGUAGAAAUCUGAUGUCAAAACUGUAUUCACAUUGUCAUCACCAUGGCAACAAAAAGCUUGGAAGCAACAUAUCUGAUGGUCCGUUGAUGGUGUAAUUUGUGAUGUUAACCGUAUGAAAUGAGCAGACUUAAUAUUUAUAUUUUAUACAUCCAACUUAUAUUAACCUCUACUUGUUUUUGUGUAUUUAUAUAAUUUGUUUAACGCUUUGUAUGUCAAUGUUAUGUAACUUCUUUGAUAUCGACUGCAGGAUCAUAAACUGUGCAUACUGUAUACACCAGCUGGCGUCUUUGCUGUCAUAAUUAGGCAAAGUGAAUAUAUAUUUGAAUACGUAUUGAUAUAUGAUAUUGAUAAUCUUCUGCAUACUUUGCUUGUGCUAGAACUCUCAGUGCAGUGUUAGACUGCAUCGGCAUGCUCUUUAUCAAAACCUUCUCUGGAUGGUUUGUAUGUCAAUUGUGUUUCAUCAUGAAUCACACACAUAUAUAUACAUUUGUAUUUUUUAUUUUUACAGACACAAAAUUUUAUUUUGUAGUUUUUUAAUAGUUACCUAAUAAAACAUAAAUUACCUGUUGA